AUGGCUGAUUGCGUCACAGAGCAGUUAAACAUCGAUUCAUUGAAUCGGACAGAAUCCCAUGCUUCUUUACAAUCGAAUACGACAGUGAAUUCUCAUCGAUCAUCAGUGACGACAUUGUACAGUAUGAGAAGUACUCGACGUCGGCAAGGAAUUCUAAAUAGAAUAGGUCUAGGUGUUCAGACAGUGAUUCGUCGUUUUUCACGCACACAUAAGUCUCUAACGGAUCUGGAAAUUCAAAUCCUAUCCACAAUGACAAAUUUCAAUCGAGAAGAAGUUCUUCAAUGGCACGAAAAGUUCCUUGCUGAUUGUCCACAUGGCUACAUGACACGCCGGCAGUUCAUAUCCAUGUAUAGAAGUUUGUGUCCGAAAGUUGAUGCCGAACGUUUCGCGCGGCAUAUAUUUCGUGCGUUUGACUUAGACAGAUCGAAUACAGUUGACUUUCGAGAAUUUCUUGUUGGCUUGUCCAUCACAUCGACAACAAGUUCGCUGCAAACGAAACUCGAAUGGCUCUUUCAAGUGUUCGAUAUCGAUGGUAAUGGCUUAUUAACGCGCGAAGAAUGUUCAGAAGUUAUCGAUGCAAUUGUGCGGUUCAAUUAUUGUCAACAAGCUAAUGGAGAAAAUGGCAAUAUCGAAGAAUUAGUUACUUCAGCAAAACGAUCUAUGAUGAGAAUAUUUGAUAAUGUCUCGUACAAUCGUCGUCAUUGUUUAACAAUGGCGCAGUUUGUUCAAGGUUGUCAAAAUGAUGAAUUUAUCUCGGAACUGUUUGCGAAUAACCAUUCAUCGAAUUUGGAUACGGCGGAUACCAGUCUUAUUCCAAAAAUCGACGAAUAA
Molecule: messenger RNA, 831 nt
Organism: Adineta ricciae
Lineage: Eukaryota; Metazoa; Rotifera; Eurotatoria; Adinetida; Adinetidae
Source: the annotation of a GenBank genome assembly